AGCUUCUUAUCCAGAGGGCGCAACCUAUAACUCACCCAACAAGGAAAGGAACUCUAUUUAUCAGGAAGAGAGGGUAGAACCCUGCCAUCUAAGUUCAUCUCUUUACUAUGGUGGGCAAGACAUCUAUUCCCAUUCUGCAAGUACUCAAACCACUGCGUCAUACCCUAUUUUAAACAAAUGUGGGGAAGAAGAUGAUCCCAACGGAAACAACUCACAGGGUGCUUCCAGAGGAAAUUGGUGGCAAGGCUCCCUUUAUUACUAAGGCCUAUGCUUCCAUAUCCAUGAGAAAUUUCUGUAGGUAAGUUUAUUUGCAAGAUUCACUUAAAUAGAAGGUGAAUGAAAAAUCUGUUGCACGAUCAAAUGUAAAGGCAAGAAAAAUCUGCAGUUCUGUUUAACCAUAGACAAAUGUAAAGGCAAUACUAGUAUCUGUUGCAUAAAGUGUUGACUUUCUGCAAACGUUUCCUUUGUGUAAUUCUCUGUUUUUUCCUCCUUUCUUUUCUUUUUGUUUUUUAAAUUUCCCCUUACUUGUUUCCAAAACAGAAACCUAAUUCUCUGCUUUACUAUUGACAUUUUGCAGGAUGCAUAUAGCCCUUGCAAUAACUAAUAAUUUUCCAAGAUCGCAACAUAAAUAAAUAGCCAGACUUCAGACUUGGGCAGGGAUUCGUUAUGGUUUCUCCAUGAUGGAUAGUUACCCUCUCUAUGGGUGGUUUAUAAGUUUCUCAAGCAGUUGACUAUUGUCUUUUUUUUUUUUCAUGUUCCAAGGAUUGGUAAUUUAGGUCUUCCUUUAUAAAUGUAAAUGCUGAUACCUGAGUUUGCCCAUCCAAAUACCAUUUCCCUGUUCUUUUCCAUCUGCAAGGAUUAAUGUCACACCCGGGUAGCGAUUCGAAUUUGAG
This is a messenger RNA of Rubroshorea leprosula, 893 nucleotides long. The record is from the annotation of a GenBank genome assembly. Lineage: Eukaryota; Viridiplantae; Streptophyta; Magnoliopsida; Malvales; Dipterocarpaceae.